AUGAACGUUUCUAGGUGGGUCUUGCUUUGUGGUGUGCUUUAUCACGAGAUUGUAACAGUUACAGGAUUGGGGCUGGGCUCCUUCACGUUUCCUCUUAUUGUCUACAACAUUAUACUUCAUGCAUACGUAGCAUCUAUGCCUAUAAAUAUUAUCAUCCAGAGUUCUUAUAUUUUUCGUGUCUUACAUCAAACAUUAUUGGCAAUCAUGUCGAAAAUUUCGAUGACGAUGAAUGCUAUGUUUGCAACCCUGAUGAUGUUCCUCUUGUGUUACCCAUCAGUGGCUAUAUUAAUAAACAGGCUUAAACUACCGUCACCACUGACAGGCCCUGAGUCAAUCGCAUUUGACAGAAACGGUGGAGGGCCUUAUGUUGGUGUUUCUGAUGGAAGAAUUCUCAAAUAUGCAGGUCCAAACCAAGGUUUCCAGGAGUAUGCUUACACUUCGCCAAACAGGAACAAGACAAUUUGUGAUGGGCUUGCUGACUUCUCAACGCUCCAAGCAUCAUGUGGGAGGCCUUUAGGAUUGCGUUUCAAUCAUCAGACGGGCGAGUUGUAUGCAGCCGAUGCUUAUUUUGGAAUCCUCAAAAUUGGGCCUAACGGAGGCCCCCCAACUCAAUGCAUUCAAUAUACACUGCCGCCGCCGCCGCCACCACCGUUUAAGUUUCUUGAUGGCUUGGAUGUAGACGUCAACACUGGAGUCGUUUAUUUUACUGAAGCUAGUGCUAAUUACCAGAUCAAAGAUUUCCCAGAAUUGGUACGCCGCAGAGAUAGUUCUGGAAGCUUGUUUUCCUUUGAUCCAAGCACCAACCAAACGAAAGCAUUGAUGAGGGGUCUUGCUUUCCCAAGUGGGGUAGCAGUAAGCAGAGAUGGGUCAUUUGUCCUAGUUAGUGAAUUCUUGACAAAUAGAAUUCAUAGAUUCUGGCUGAGAGGGCCAAAAGCAAAUUCAUCUGAAAUAUUCUCGCAACUUACGGGGAGCCCAGAUAAUAUUAGGAGAAAUCCAAAUGGUCAAUUUUGGGUGGCAAUGAACAGUUUUAUAGGACCACCUCCACCUCCGAGGCCUACCACUGUGCCUUCAGGGCUCAGAAUCAAUGAAAAUGGUAUAGUUUUACAGAUUGUGUCUCUUGCUCAGGAGUUUGGUAGUGAUCAAGUAAGUGAGGUUCAUGAGUUCAACGGGACACUCUAUUGUGGCUCCUUGCGUGCUUCCUAUGUUACCAUUUCAACUAUAUUCUAG
Abrus precatorius (Indian licorice) is the source of this 1227-nucleotide messenger RNA. RefSeq names its product protein STRICTOSIDINE SYNTHASE-LIKE 12-like. The transcript has 4 exons. Gene Ontology annotation, biological process: biosynthetic process. The coding region runs from base 1 to 1227 and encodes 408 amino acids. NCBI's taxonomy places the organism in Eukaryota, Viridiplantae, Streptophyta, Magnoliopsida, Fabales, Fabaceae. Gene Ontology annotation, molecular function: strictosidine synthase activity. The record is from RefSeq and is a predicted model, not a curated record.